Messenger RNA from Ixodes scapularis (black-legged tick), 2532 nucleotides. RefSeq names its product 3 beta-hydroxysteroid dehydrogenase type 7. Lineage: Eukaryota; Metazoa; Arthropoda; Arachnida; Ixodida; Ixodidae. The record is from RefSeq and is a predicted model, not a curated record. Bases 222 to 1400 code for a protein of 392 amino acids. Gene Ontology annotation, molecular function: 3-beta-hydroxy-Delta5-steroid dehydrogenase (NAD+) activity. The transcript is spliced from 7 exons. Gene Ontology annotation, biological process: steroid biosynthetic process.
GCCUACGAACGCUGGGCACCACUUGCUUGUAAAUUUUUUUGGUUUUGUUUCGGUGCCGCGACUUGAGUGCCCGCUUUUUCCUCGAGUUGUGCGUUUGUCGAGCAGCACGUUGGCCAAAACUUUUUUUCCGUUCAAAACCUGAGGACUAUCGGUGAAAGACGCCCUCCAUCGCAAGCAGCGACUAUUGAAACUGGGAACGUGGGCGACCUUGAACUGGGAGGAUGUCGUUUGACGCUGAGAGGAGCAGCACCAAUGGCAACGAGAGUCCCGAACUCAUAGAAGACGAUUCUCCGUGGACAGCACCAUCAGGGGAGAAGCGCAAGAUUGAGGUGGUGCUGGUGACUGGCUCAAGCGGCUUCCUGGGCCAGCACGUGGUGAAGCUGCUGCAGGAGCAUGACAAAACCGUCAAGGAGAUACGCCUUUUUGACAUCAAGCCAUACGAGAACAAUCUCAAGCACACGACGGAGAAGCCAAUGAAAGCGACGGUGGGAGACAUCUGCAACGCCAAGGCGGUGCAGGAGGCCUUUGCGGGCGUGGACUGCGUCAUCCACACGGCCGCCCUCGUCGACGUCGGCAUGUUCCCCGACACCGAGGCCCUGGAGGCGGUCAACGUCGAAGGCACAAGGACUGUGAUUGACGCGUGCAUCCGCCAGAACGUGCCGUAUUUGGUAUUCACGAGCACGGUGGACGUGGUGGUGAGCAGCAACCACAUCUUCUUCGGGGCGGAGAACACCACCUUCACCCCCAAGCACUUCCUGAUGGGGCCCUACGCGGAGACCAAGCACCGGGCCGAGCAGCUGGUGCUCCAGGCCAACCAGCGCGUCCUCGCAGACGGAGACACCAAGUUCCGCACGCUGGUGCUGCGCCCCACGGCCAUGUACGGGGAGCAGGACCAGCACUUUGUGGUGCAGUUUCUCAAGCACGCUAAGGCCUCCAAGAACUGCCUCACCAAGAUCCGCAGCGUAGACGAACGCUUCCAGGUGACAUACGUGGGCAAUGCGGCGCUGGCCCACCUGUAUGCAAAGGACAAGCUGGCCGUGGACGAGUCGGUGGCCGGGGAGGUGUUCUACGUGACGGACGACACCCCGCUGGAGGACAUCUACGAGUUCCUGCGGCCCUUUGUGGAGUGCCAGGGCUGCCGCCUGUCGGACUACACGGUGCCCUACCUGCUGGCCAUCCUGGUGCUCAUGCUGCUGGCCCUGGUGCUGCGCCUGCUGCGCCCGGUGUACCGGCCCCGCUCUUUCGUGCCCACCCCGUCGGCCGUCACCUACAUCUGCACCUCGCUCUUCUUCAACCGCACCAAGGCUACCCUGCGCCUGGGAUACUACCCGGCCGUGUCCCCCGACGAGGCCGUCCAGCGCUCGGUUUCCUACUACAAGGCCAUACAGUUCCCGGGCUGAGGGUCCCUGGCUGGCGCGUGAACGGUUUCAUGGGGGUUUUUGGGAUGUUGUGACGUCUCAUGGAGGUCCCCAGGAUGCCGCGAUGUCCUGUGGCAGUAACGACGUGAUCCACAGGAGAUCGCAAUGUCUCGUGGAAGCCCCUGGGACGUUGCGAUGUCCCGUGGAAGCCCCUGGGAUGUCGUGACGCCUUGUAGAUCUUGUAGGGACGACCGUCUGAGCCGACUCGGUGCCUCGUUACCGUUCCACAAUCAGGGAUGAGCUGUUUUUCUGAAGGGUGACAACGAAGACAAUUUUGAAAACUAUGUCAUGUUUUUUUUUUUUUUGUUUUUUUCUUGAGGUUUUUUUGGGGCCAAGUACACCCUCUGCAUAUUUUUUCCACAAUUUUCACACCUAUAUUAUUUUGUGCAAAGGUCAACAUGGAAACAGUGGCAGGCCUCUGUUCAGUAUUUGCCCUUGAGACAGAAAGAGAUGCAUAGUGUUCCCAGCUAAAAUUUGGAGAAGGCAACUGUGGGAAGUGGAAGCAAGCAUGAACACUCACCUUUUACUUCUUUUGAGACACAGAAUUGCCAUUUUACAUUGGGGGCUUUAAAUUUUAAUUUGUUUUCUCGGGUUCUUUAAAUAAAGAUUCCUCAUCUCUCUUGGUUAUAACUUGCAUCAGAUUUCUGCAGUUAAUUUUUUUUUAGGACCUCUGAGCUCAGAAGCUUACAUUGAUGAGUAUAUUGUUCACAAGAUGUUUACUGAAUGGUGGUUUAGGUGACCAAGCUCUUUUCCUUGUGGCACAAUUUAUCGAGGGGUUUCCUUUUUCGUAGGGGGUACACCAAUGGGUUGCUGCACCCCCCGUGUUUGUGGGUGAAUGUCCAGUAAGUUUUGGCCUCUCCUGAUAACCUGGGGUUCACUCUUUGGCUGGAGGUUCCAGUUGUACCUGCUUGUGUGUUUGAGGUGUACCAAUUUGUUGUGGAAAGGUGCUUUUGUAUCGGAUAUUUCUAUGUACGCACUUCCUGGUCUUAUACUGAUAGUUUUAUAUUUUUACUACAAACUUGUUGGUUCCUUUGCCUGUGCCUCAAGACGUCUGUGUUGCGCUGUCUUGGCAAAAGUGCCUUCUUUUUUUAUAUAAAAUGCUCUAUUCUUCUUA